AUUCAGGUAACACCACCAUAUUGUUACUUUUAUUUACAUGUAAGUAAAUUGUGAAAAUACGAAAUAAGUACGACUUGGCAAGCCAAUCUUGUGUAUUUGUUGACUGAAUGUACUUUAAGAUGUAUAGAAGUACAGUUUCGAUAAAAGCAUUCAAAAGUAGUUAAUGACGAUCCUAGUCCGAUGGCCUUCAUACAAACAAGGAAAAUCAAUUGCAUGGUAAAAGCCAAAGUACUGAAAACAAACUAAUCAAAUACUUUUAUUAUUUUACUUGACUUUUCCGUCGUCUUGCUUGAAUUGUCAUAGAUAGGCAGGCGUGCUAACUAUAGGAAUAAGGAAAAUGGAUCGGCCUGGAAGAUCUUCGAAACAUCAAAAUUCCCUUUUUUAAACCAAAGUGAAUAGCUGAAAAUGAAACUAGAGAAGUUAAAGUCUCUCUUUAUGGCAAGGCUCCUAAUUUGACCAAGACUCCUUUCAAAUUGUACGUACACCUGAGAGAUAAAUCAACUCAGUUAAGUAUUUCCUGUUUCACUCGUAGGUCUAGGAGAAUAUAAAUCAACAAUAAAUAGUAAAAAUGAAUUCCAAAACUCACAAAAGCCCUUUCUCAGUAUCAUACUAUUUCGAGAUUUUAUAACGAUUUAUACUUGAAAAAGAUAUGUCGGGUUAUACAGAAACAAAAGGUAUGCAAAAGUUCAAAUGGCUUCUCAUAAUGAAACAAUGAAAUACUUCAAAAAAUAGCUUUUCAGAGGUUAUAGUGAAAGAAUUUUUCUUAUCGGAAGAACGGAGAAAGGACCCCAUGACUGGUCAUUAUAAGAAGCGAAUCUAUCAGUCAAAGCCGUUUGUCCUUUGCAAAGCAUUAAUAAAAAAAAUGCAUUCGCACAAUUACCUUCCUAACGCUUUCACUAACGUUUCCAAUUUGAAUCAGCAAGUUUUACAAGCCAAUUAUGCGAUUCGUGGGCCUUUGACAGUUCUUGCCGAGGAAAUCCAAAAGGCCCUGCUGGAAAAACCUGAUGCCUAUCCGUUUCAAGAUAUAAUUUAUGCAAAUAUCGGUAAUCCACAUCAGUUUGGACAGCUACCCAUUACUUUUCUUCGUCAGGUGUUGUCCAUCUGCCAGUAUCCGGCUUUGCUAGAUCAUGCCCAUGAACCUUGGUUCAAAAAUAUUUUCCCAAGUGAUGUCGUUGAGAGGGCCAAGUUGCUGUUGAAAGGUACAGGCAGCGUUGGAGCUUACAGCGAUUCCCAGGGAAUCCCGAUUGUUCGCAAGCAUGUAGCAGAGUAUAUUCAAGAGCGGGAUAACUAUCCUUGUCAUCCUGACAACAUCUACUUGACAAGCGGCGCCACUCAAGGAGCUAAACUAAUCAUGACCUUACUUAUUACAGGAUCGUCUGAAGGAGCCAUGCUCCCCAGUCCUCAAUACCCUCUUUACGGAGCCUUAAUGGAUCUUUUGCAUGGAAAAUCAGUGUUGUACUACCUGUCUGAAAAGGACGAGUGGAAUGUAGACGUCGAGCAGUUCAAACAAGCGUAUGAAGACGAGUCAAAGAAGGGAACAAACGUUCGCCUAUGCGUAUUCAUCAACCCAGGAAACCCAACAGGUACCUGUAUGUCAGAAGAAUGUAUCGAAGAGAUGCUCCGAUUCGCAAAAAGAAAAGGUCUUGUCGUUAUUUCCGACGAGGUUUAUCAAAACAACGUGUUCAAAAAGAAGUUUACUUCGUUUCGUAAAGUGUUAUGUGACCUUGAAACGCGCGAACCAGACUCGGAUUGGGACAAGGUUUCUCUCAUAUGCAUAAACUCUGUUAGUAAAGGACAGUUUGGUGAGUGUGGACAACGAGGUGGCUACAUCGAUAUCAUGAACGUUCCUUCCUUUGUAAAAGAUUUAAUUUUAAAGCUGGCAACCAUUGAUAUUUGUGCCCCAGUGACGGGUCAACUGCUUGUCGAUUUGCUAGUACGACCCCCGAAAGCAGGUGAACCCAGUUAUAAAUUGUAUUCCCAGGAAAUUGAGAAUAUUCACAAAGACAUGGAAAAGCAAUGCCAAAUACUGUAUGAAGCUACCAAGCGCAUGAAAUAUGUUACUUGCCAAGAGCCUCAUGGUGCAAUGUAUUUACAUCCUAAUAUUCGUUUACCACAAAAGCUCGUUCGAGAAGCGAAUGAGAGUAACAUUGAACCUGAUGAGCUUUAUUGUUUACGGAUUUUGGAGCGUACUGGCAUAUGUUUAGUUCCUGGAAGCGGUCUUUGUCAAAAAGAAAAUGACUACCACGUCCGAAUUACCUUUUUAGCAAAAGGAUCUGAAUACGUCGAACGUUUAGUUGAGGCUCAUAAUGCUAUCAUAAACGAUUACGAAAAUUAGGAUCGCAUACCAGGUUCAUUUUUGCUUCCAUAAUGAUACCUCCUCAACAUGUUCAUCAUUCUAGUGAGAUUUAUCUACUCCCUCAGUUUUCUUAUGAUAACGUUUUCUAAUACUUUUUAAUGAGUCCGAAAUAACUCAGCAUGCCAUUUGAUUGUAUGUUUUCCUUCAUUUUGAAUCGUGUAUUUUUACGAUAUUAUGAUAUACAUUUCAACUUUACAAACCUUGUAGCUAUCAUGAAUUUCCUAGUUAGUUUUAAAUAAAUGAACUUUUUUUAAAUACCCAAAAGG
Molecule: messenger RNA, 2622 nt
Organism: Schizosaccharomyces octosporus yFS286
Lineage: Eukaryota; Fungi; Ascomycota; Schizosaccharomycetes; Schizosaccharomycetales; Schizosaccharomycetaceae
Product: alanine aminotransferase
Exons: 1
Coding region: 791-2335 (514 amino acids)
Biological process (GO): biosynthetic process
Molecular function (GO): L-alanine:2-oxoglutarate transaminase activity; pyridoxal phosphate binding
Source: RefSeq, a predicted model, not a curated record